Messenger RNA from Blastomyces gilchristii SLH14081, 197 nucleotides. RefSeq lists its product as uncharacterized. Lineage: Eukaryota; Fungi; Ascomycota; Eurotiomycetes; Onygenales; Ajellomycetaceae. The record is from RefSeq and is a predicted model, not a curated record. Bases 1 to 192 code for a protein of 63 amino acids. The transcript has a single exon.
AUGGCAACUACCACUGCAGCUGCAAGAGGAGCAGGAGAAGAUGUGACAAUGAGAGCAGUGCUCCCGCAGCUCAUUGAUGCUGCUGCCUUCAAUCUGGCUUUCUUGACAGUCACAGAGGCCGCAGCUGCACCACAAAGACAUUUAUUCACUAGAAAACAUCAGAAUAAGCCUCUUAUUAUCUCUCAAGAAUGAUACUC